AUGACACCCACACCUAGCAUCGAGAACGGCUCGCCUGCAGGUCGCUAUCAUGGCGAAGAUACUCGUCCGACUAGUAGCAAGGAGCUUGCUGGUUGGUACAUGUAUGCAUUCGCCGCCGAAACCUACGUAAUAUGCGCUUCGUUUAUUCCGAUUCUGUUGGAGAGCUUGGCUAGGGAAAAUGGUGUCCUCUUAAAAGACCGGGAAAGCCCCUGCACGAGGACCUCGGACGGUCCCUGCGUCAUUACCGUCGUCGGCGUCGAGAUCAAUACAGCUAGCUUCGCCAUGUAUACUUUCAGCAUAAGCGUGCUACUCCAGGCAUUACUAGUAGUCAGCAUUAGCUGCGCCGCUGAUCACGGCAACUAUCGAAAGCGUCUGUUAUUGACGUUCGCGUGGAUUGGAAGCUUUUGCGUCAUGUGCUACAUAUUCAUCUUCAAAGAGAUUUACCUCCUCGGCGCGUUGCUAGCCAUCGUCUCCAACACGUCUUUCGGCGCAUCCUUCGUUCUGCUAAACUCGUUCCUCCCUCUCCUCGUUCGUCAUCACCCCAAGCUAUUAGAGUCGGUAGCCGGCGUACCUGAAGAAGAUGACGACUUAGAAUCGGAUACCGCGAUCGAUCCUCAGUCUAGAUCGACGACACCUACCCUCGCCGAGCACUCGCUACCUAAUUCGACGACCCCCUUACUCUCGCAACACGAGGGCAACUCCGAUGUUCAUGAUCUGCGACGCGUACCUACUCACGAGGAGCUCACUUCCAUCGAGCUUCAGCUGUCCAGUGAGAUAUCCGCAAAGGGGAUUGGAAUCGGUUACGGCGCUGCGUUGUUCGUGCAAUGCGUUUCCAUAUUGAUCUUAGUGAGCAUGCAUAGUUCUAUUUGGUCGCAACGGGUCGUCCUAUUUUUUAUCGGGGCAUGGUGGGCCAUUUUCACGAUACCGGCUGCUAUAUGGCUUAGAGCUAGACCUGGACCCCCCUUGGCGCAGAGCCAAUACCGAGGUACCCGCGCUUGGAUAUCUUACAUUGCAUAUUCGUGGAAGAAUCUAUUUCGGACGAUUAAGCUGGCACGCCGCUUGAUCGACGUUGUCUUGUUUUUGGCUAGCUGGUUUCUGAUUUCCGAUGCCAUCGCGACGACAUCUUCAACCGCCAUAUUGUUUGCUAAGACGACGCUGCACAUGGAACCUUGGGCGCUAGGGAUGAUUAAUGUUAUAUCUACGACUACGGGUGUCCUAGGCGCUUUCAGUUGGUCGUUCAUCUCCAAGUAUUUCAAGUUGCGACCCCACCAGACCGUGUUGAGCUGCAUCGCUCUCUUCGAGAUUAUACCGAUAUACGGUCUUCUGGGUUAUUUGCCUGUUGUUAAGAGAUGGGGUGUUUUUGGACUUCAACAGCCGUGGGAAAUGUACCCGCUAGCUGCGGUCUACGGAAUCGUCCUCGGCGGACUUAGUUCCUACUGCCGGUCACUCUACGGAGAGCUAAUACCUCCUGGCUCCGAAGCCGCUUUCUAUGCAUUAUACGCCAUUACCGAUAAGGGGUCGAGCAUAUUUGGGCCUGUUAUAGUAGGAGCUAUCAUAGAUGCAUCGGGCGAAAUUCGACCGGCGUUCUGGUUCCUGGCGGUGUUGGUCAGCCUCCCCGCGCCGAUUAUCUAUUUCGUAAACGUCGAACGCGGUAAGUUCGAAGGGGAAAAGCUGGCGGAGGUAAUUGAAGGUUUUAAGAGCCAAGAUAAUAUUCAUGAGGGUAGUAGAUUUGGCAACGGCGUCGAGGGACACGGCAUACUUUCUGCUUACGACGCACAGAACGACAGCAACGAGGAGGGCGAGGAGGCUGACGAUCAUGCGAGAUCAUAA
Molecule: messenger RNA, 1830 nt
Organism: Daldinia caldariorum
Lineage: Eukaryota; Fungi; Ascomycota; Sordariomycetes; Xylariales; Hypoxylaceae
Product: MFS general substrate transporter
Exons: 2
Coding region: 1-1830 (609 amino acids)
Biological process (GO): amino acid transmembrane export from vacuole
Source: RefSeq, a predicted model, not a curated record